CCCCCAGAAGCAGGAAGUUAGGUGAAAGCAGUGAGUCCGGAGUGGAGAGCGCCCUAGGAGUGGGAGUAUCUAAAAGGAUACAAGGAUUGCUGAAAGGAUUUGAUAUCAGACUUGAAUGGAUAACCACCAGCCUCCCAGCUCACUGGCAAAUGGCUUUUUGGGAAGAAGUAUCCUGAAAGGAUUUCACACACCUGCUGCUUCCUUAGUUGAUGUAAACGAAGAUAAAAGUAGUCUAAAUAUAAAUAAAACACAGAAGAGAAGGAGAAACGCUGUAAACGUUGUGGGAGUUGAUUCUGGCUCCUACGGAGAAGGAUAUCCACCUGUUAUUUCUAUACCCACAGAACAGACACAGACAAAGUGCACAUCUUUUAAAAUUAAGGAGGAAACCUUGUCUGAAGGCAAUAUCUCACAUGUGGACAUUUCUUCAUGUACUGAAUGCCCAUUGACAGACUAUGCAUCUAUUCAAGUUAAGGAGGAACCAAACUCAUAUGAAGAACACCAUUUCACAGACAUGGACUUUUAUGCACCCACAAAAUAUUCAUCUGUUCAUAUUAAGGAGGAACCAACUUCAUGUGAAGAGCAAAAUAUGACAGAUCCUAACAUUCAUAUGCCCACCGAAUAUGCAUCUGUUUGCAUUAAGGAGGAGCCAGUCUCAUAUGAAAUAAAUAAUAAAAUGAACAUUCAUUCACUAACAGAACACAGACAGACAGGAUAUGCCUCUAUUCAUAUUAAGAAAGAACAAGUCUCAUGUGAAGAAGGAGAUCUCACAGAUAUUGAUGUUGAUGCGUCCAUACAACACAGAGAUGCCCAGAAUUUGUCUUUUCAUAUUAAAGAGGAACCAUCCCUUUGUAAAGGUAGAAAUCUCACAAACAUUGAGAUUUAUACGCCUACUGAACAUACACCAACGAAACACACAUCUAUUAAAAUUAAGAAGGAACCCACCUUGUGUGAAGAAGAAUAUCUCACUGAUUCAGGUAUUUCUAAACCUACAGAAUGUACACAGAGCGUAUAUGCAUCUACUCAUAUCAAGGAGGAACCAGCUUCAUGGGAAGAAGAACAUCUUACAGACACUGACAUUUAUACAGCAACACACCAUAGAGAUGCCAAGUAUAUAUCUAUAAAAGUUAAGGAGGAACAAGAUAUAUGUGAAGUCGAAAGAGUCAGACAUGAUCACAAUUAUACAGGUGCUGAACAAGCAUGUGCUGUGUCUAACCAUUGGAAUAGUUUUAAUCACAUGUCAAAUCGUAUGCAACAUCAGAGAAUUCAUACAGAAGAAAAGCCAUUACCAUGCUCUGUUUGUGGGAAAUAUUUGAACCUAAAGGAUUCUCUUAUUAAAUGUCAGAAGAUUGACACAGGAAACAUAUUGAAAUGCUCUAAAUGUGCCUCAAGUGGAGAAGAAAGUCUCAGAGACGGUGACAUUCAUAAACCGAAAGAAAAUGCAUUUACUAUUAAGGAGGAACCAGUCUCAAGUGGAGAAGAAAAUCUCAUAGAUACUAACAUACCCACAGAAUAUACACAGAACGAAUAUAAAACUGUUAAAAUUAAGGAGGAGCCAGCCUCCAGUGAAGAGGAAAAUAUUGCAGACACUGAUAUUUAUACACCCAAAGAACAUACACAGAUAGAACAUACAUCUACUCAUAUUAAAGACGAACCAACAAGUAAAGAAGGCAAUGUCACAGGCAUUCAAAUGUAUACACCUACAGUUCAUACACAGUCAUUGGGGAUCUGGAUUAUGGAAAAUGGGAUUUUGAAGACACAACUUAAACCUAUAACAGUACUGAUGUCCAAUGAAUUUAAUUCAAAAUAUAGUAGAAUCUAUACAUUUCAACAGAAUACUCACACUACUAGUGUCUCAGAAUCUGUUAACCCACCCGUGGUUCAUGCACCAGUUAAACCAUUUUCUUGCUCUCCAGUUAAACCAUUUUCUUGCUCUCAGUGCGACAAGCACUUUCUAGAUAAAUCAAGUUUUCUUAAACAUCAGAAGAGGCAUACGCUUAAGAAACCAUUUCCAUGUUCUGAAUGUGGGAAGUGUUUUACCCGUUCCUCAAACCUUGUUAAACAUCAGAGGAUUCACACAGGAGAGAAACCAUUUUCUUGCGCUCAGUGUGGCAAGCGUUUUACAGAUAAGUCAGGUUGUUGUAAACAUGAGCAGAUUCAUGUUGAAAAGAAGCCAUUUUCAUGUUCAGAGUGUGGGAAAAGUUUUGUUUGUUCGUCAUAUCUUCUUAAACAUCAAAAGAUUCACACAGAAGAGAAAACAUUUUAUUGCUCAGAAUGUGGGAAAUUCUUUAGGCGUUCCUCUCAACUAGUUAUGCAUCAAAGAACUCACACGGGAGAGAAACCAUAUUCUUGUUCACAAUGUGGAAAAUCUUUUGCUGUCAAAUCAAAUCUUGUUUCACAUCAAAAGAUUCACACAGGAAUUAAACCUUUCACAUGCACAAAAUGUGGAAAAUGUUUUACUUGCAAGGCAAGUCUUGUUAUACAUCAGGAUAUCCACUCGGAAAGGAAAAGGUACCCCUGUCCACAAUGUGGGAAAUUUUUUGCUCAAAAGUCAGCUCUUUAUACACAUAAGAAUGUUCACACCAGAGCUAAAUCUUACCCCUGUCCUGAGUGUGGAAAAUUAUUUACUCAAAAAUCAAGUAUUAAAUUACACCAGCGAAUUCACACAGGAGAGAAGCCAUUUGCAUGCUCUGAAUGUGGUAAAUGUUUUAAUAAUCGACCAGAUCUUCUUAAGCAUGAGAUGAUCCACACAGGAAAGAACCCAUUUCCAUGUUCUGAGUGUGGGGUAUGUUUUAAUCAUAAGUCAAGUCUUACUAAACAUCGGAAAACCCAUAUGGGAAAGAAACUACAGGGGGUCAACAAAAUAACAGAGGCACCACAAGAAAAAAAUAGUUUAACAGCUAAUCCUGAAGCUUUAAAGAUCUCUUAUUGCAUUCCCCUGGUAACAGAAGAAUUCUCUAGGACCCAGAGCUCCAGCACGGUGCCUCCACCUUACUACCUAAUACAGGAGAAACACUCUGGCAAGACGAUCCUGAAACUGACGAAGAUCAUCCACUUGCUGAUUGGAGAAAUGAGGCUGUUGGGAAUGGGUUAUUGUGCAAUGACUGCAAUAAUGAACAAGGACAGGAAUCAGAAGACUGAGAAAAUCUUGCAUCUCACCCUCGAGAUCAUCUACCUGUUGACUGGAGAGGAUUAUGUGGUUGUGAAGAAGAUGGACGAGAGUAUCACAUACAGCAGUAGGACCCACAACUCCAGCAAAAUGCCUCCAUCUCACUCACUGAUACACGAGAGAAACAAUGAGCAGAAGAUCCUGAAACUGACCAAUCAGAUCAUCCAGCUGCUGACUGGAGAGGAGUGGGAGUAUCUAGAAGGGCACAAUGAUCGCUACAAUGGCACAGUGAUGGAGAAUCACCAGCCUCUCAGCUCACUGGCAGAUGGUCCAGUUGGAAGACCUACUCAUAAAGAAUUUCAUAACCCUUCUGCAUCAUUAGAAAAUGUGUAUGAAGAUAAAAGUAAACUAAACAGAAAUGAUACAGAGAAGAGGCAGAGAAAGUAUGUAAGAAAUGUGGGACUGGAUUCCUCUUCCACUGGAAAAGGAAAUCUUAUGGACAUCUGUGCAGCCACUGAACAUACAGAGGCUGAAUGUGCAUCUACUUUUAUAAAGGAGGAAGCGGCCUCAUCCAAAGGAAAUUUAACAGAAGCUGAAAAUGACAGUGCUUGUCUCAUUAAGAAGGAAUCAGCUCUGAGUGAAGAAGACAAUCUCACAGACACUGACAUUUAUACACCCACAGACUAUACAGAGACAGAACAUACAGCUACCCAUUUUAAGGAGGACGAAGACUCAAGAGACGAACACGUUAAAGACAAUGACAUUUAUACAACCAGAGAGCACAUACUAUCCAAAUUAACAUGUAUGCAUAUUAAGGAGGAGCCAGCUUUAAAUGAAGUUGUAAAUCUCACAGACACGGACAGUUAUACACCCACAGAACAUACACCCACAGAAGAUAUAUCUAAUCAUUUCAAGGUGGAGUCUGCCUCGGGCGAUGAAGAAAAUCUCACAGACAUUGAAAUAUAUGCAACUACACAAGCGCUAAAUGUAUGGAUUAGUACUGAAGAUGGGGUAAUGAAGAAAAAAAUUAAGCCCCUAACCGUUAUGAAGGGCGGUGGGUGUCAUACAAAAUGUAAUAGUAUACAUGCAUAUCAGCAAAAUACACACACUACUAGCAACUUGGAUUGUAUUAACCACCAGGCUAUUAAUACAGCUGAGAAACGUUUUUCUUGCCCUCAAUGUGGUAAAUGUUUUACAGAUAAGUCUAAUUUUGUUAAACACCAGCAGAGACAUUUGCUAACGAAACCAUUCUCAUGUUCUGAAUGUGGGAAGUGUUUUACCCGAUCCACAAAUCUUGCUAAGCAUCAAAGGAUUCACACAGGAGACAAACCAUUUUCCUGCUCUCAGUGUGGCAAGUGUUUUACAGAUAAAUCAACCUUUGUUAAGCAUCAGUGGAUUCAUGUUGGCAAGAAACAGUUCUCAUGUUCUGAGUGUGGGAAAAGCUUUGUUUGUUCUUCAUAUCUUGCUAAGCAUCUAAAGAUUCACACAGGCGAUAAACCAUUUUAUUGUUGUGAAUGUGGGAAAUCAUUUAGGGGUUCCUCACAGCUUGUUAUGCAUCAGAGAACUCACACAGGAGAGAAACCAUUCUCAUGCUCAGUAUGUGGGAAAUGUUUUGCUGUUAAAACAAAUCUGGUUACCCAUCAGAAGACUCAUUCAGGAAUUAAACCUUUCACAUGCUCUGAGUGUGGGAAAAGCUAUGCUUGCAAAGCAAGUCUUGUUAAACAUCAGGAUAUUCACCCAGUAAGAACACUGCUCUCCUGUACAUAAUGUGCAUAAUGUUUUUUUUGUUUUUCAUUAUUUAUGUUUUUACACAUAUUUAAAAGUCAACUCUUAAUGCCUUCUCUGUUAGCCUCUUUUGAAUAUUGUUUCACUCAAGUGGAAAGGAUCAGGCACUAUAUUGCUGUAUACAAUAAGUAAGAUCAAAAUUAAUUUAUUAUUUGGAAUUUUUUUAUGUGCGUGCUUUGUUUUUGUGACCUGCCAAAACUAACCAUACGUCUAUUUUUAUUUCUUUGAAAAUAUGCAAACUGUUUUU
Pelobates fuscus (common spadefoot toad) is the source of this 5138-nucleotide messenger RNA. Its product is annotated as oocyte zinc finger protein XlCOF7.1-like. The record is from RefSeq and is a predicted model, not a curated record. Gene Ontology annotation, biological process: regulation of gene expression. The coding region runs from base 116 to 4873 and encodes 1585 amino acids. Gene Ontology annotation, cellular component: nucleus. The transcript is spliced from 8 exons. NCBI's taxonomy places the organism in Eukaryota, Metazoa, Chordata, Amphibia, Anura, Pelobatidae.